AGGAAGAGGCGCCCACGGCGCGGUGGGAGUGUUGUGUCCCCUCCCCUCCUCUUCCGACGCCGAACCAGAACCAUUCAUCUCUCCCCUCCUUCGGCUUCCACAUCCGGGUUACACACGCCAGUGUUUGUCGUCUUGCGUCGUGUGUGCGUCUUGACACUGGAGGGAGAGAGGAAAAAAAAAUAAAAAAAAUUCGCCCCUACCGAGACGCCUCGCAGCCUCUCGCCCGACUUGGCGCCUCGCAGAGCGGACACAGCUGCCGGCGCGACUCGCUGAUGUCGCCCAGCUGCGGUAAAGCGGGCAUGAGGCGCUGGUGGUAGCCGGGCCAGCCAGCCAGCCAGCCUUGUCGUGCAAAGGGGGCCAGUCUGCGGGGGAUAUCAACCAUGUCGAAGAGCCUGAAGAAGAAGAACCACUGGACCAACAAAGUCCACGAAGCCGUGAUUAGCCGCGGCAAGGACGGCGAGCUGGGCUUGGAGCUGAAGGGGGGCGCCGAGCUGGGCCAGUUCCCCUACUUGGGCGAGGUGAGAGCGGGGAAGGGGCUCGUCCAGAGCGGCAAGCUGGCCGAGGAUGAGCUGCUGCUGGAGGUCAACGACAUGCCCGUAGCCGGCCUCACCAGCCGGGACGUGCUGGCCGUCAUCAAGCACUGCAAAGACCCGGUGCGCUUCAAAUGUGUCCGGCAAGGGGGUGUGGUUGACAAGGACCUGCGCCACUACCUCAACCUGCGCUUCUCCAAAGGCUCGGUGGACCACGACCACCAGCAGAUCAUCCGAGACAACCUCUACCUGCGCACCGUUCCCUGUACCACCAGGCAGCCCAAAGAGGGGGAGGUACCGGGGGUGGACUACAACUUUGUGACCGUGGAGCGUUUUAUGGAGUUGGAGCAGAGCGGCGCCUUGCUAGAGAGCGGAACUUAUGAAGACAACUUCUACGGCACACCCAAGCCUCCGGCAGAACCGUCCCCGGCAGCCCCUCCCCUUAAUGUGAGUGAGGCCCUGCUGCCCGGAGCCCGGCCCAGCGCCCAGGGCAAGAGGAAGAGGAACCAGUCGGUCAGCAACAUGGAGCAGCGCGCCAGCUUGGAGCCCCCCGAGGAGGAGGAGGAGGAGAGCCCCGUCGUCAAUGGCAACGGAGUGGCCAUCACGCCAGAGUCCAGUGAACACGAGGACAAGAGCACCGAUGCGUCGGGGGAGGUUGCCGUGGAAACCUGCAGCCAAGCCGCAGCCACCAGCGAGGCCCCCACCGAGGGAGAGGAGGGCCCCAAGUCUCCCUCCAAGUCCCCGUGCAAAGUGCCGGACGUGGACGAGGAAGAGCUGGGGCCCCUGCCUGACAACUGGGAGAUGGCGUACACGGAGAAAGGGGAGGUCUACUUCAUUGAUCACAACACCAAGACCACCUCCUGGUUGGAUCCUCGUCUGGCCAAGAAAGCAAAGCCUCCAGAAGAAUGCCGAGAAGAUGAGCUGCCCUACGGCUGGGAGAAGAUCGACGACCCCAUCUACGGCAGCUACUACGUGGAUCACAUCAACCGCAGGACUCAGUUUGAGAACCCGGUCCUGGAGGCCAAGCGGCGCUUGGAGCAGCAGAGACAGAUGCAGAGUCAAGGCCUCUCCGCCCUGCCGCUGCCCGCCAUAUACAGAGAAAAGCCGCCGUUCACCAGGGACCCCACCCAGCUGAAGGGCACCUUCCUGUCCACGGGCCUGCAGAAGAGCAACAUGGGCUUCGGCUUCACCAUAAUCGGAGGCGACGAGCCUGACGAGUUCCUGCAGGUGAAGAGCGUCAUCCCGGAGGGGCCCGCCGCUCAGGACGGGAAGAUGGACACAGGCGACGUCAUCGUGUACGUGAACGACAUCUGCGUGCUGGGCACCACCCACGCCGACGUGGUCAAGCUCUUCCAGUCGGUGCCCAUCGGUCAGAGCGUGACCCUGGUGCUGUGCCGAGGUUACCCCCUGCCCUUUGACCCGGAGGACCCCAACGCCGCCAGCGCCUCCAUGACGCCCAUCGGGAUGGAGCACCGCCCCCUGGUGGUGAACGGCCGCGGCAGCUACGACCCCUACCUGGAGUAUCUGUCCCUCAGCUCCCAGCUGCCGGCUCAGGCCCUGGCCCAGGCCGGGGUCUCCCACCCGGGCGACACGCACCUGGACGGCUCGUCCCUGCCGCCCACCACGCCCGGCUCCUCCUCCGCGCUCACGCCACACGACGACAACGUGUCCAUGGCGUCCUCGGGGCCGGCGGGCGGGGCGGCGGCGGAGCUGCUGACCGUCACCAUGGUGAAAGGAGCGGAGGGCUUCGGCUUCACCAUCGCCGACAGUCCCACGGGGCAGCGGGUCAAACAGGUGCUGGACGCGGGCUCGCAGGGGGCGGCGUCGGGUCUGAUCGAGGGCGACCUCAUCCUGGAGGUCAACCAGCAGCCGGUGGCGGCGGCGGGACACGGACGUGUGGUGGAGAUGUUGAAGGAAUGUCCGGUCGGGGCCGAGGCCACUCUGCUCAUCCAGAGAGCAGCGGCAGGUCACAUCUCUCCGUGGAAGGCCUCCAAACAGUUACCAGAGCAGUGGGACCCACACGGAAGCCCCCAGGCCAACAUGUCGGGUCCAGUCCUCCCUCCAGGCACUCCCUUCCCCAACCAGCCUCAGCACCGCACCUCCGUGCCGGACUCCACCGAAGGGUUCGACCUCAACAAGCCAGACCCCUACGACCUUUACGAGAAGUCCAGGGCCAUCUACGAGAGUCGACGUCCUGAAUACGAAGAGGUGGAGGUGCACCUUCUGAGGGAGAAGACGGGUUUCGGCUUCCGCAUCCUGGGUGGAGACGAGGCCGUGCAGGCUGUGAGUCCGGACGCCCGUGACAAGAUCGUGAUCGGCGCCAUCAUCGAGAACACGCCCGCCGAGCGUGACGGGCGACUGCGGCCGGGCGACGAGCUCAUCUCCGUGGACAAAAACGUGGUCGCCGGGAAACCGCACAAGUACGUCAUCGACUUGAUGCACGCCGCCGCUCGCAACGGCCAAGUCAGCUUGACUGUGAGGAGGAGGGUGCAGAUGCUGGGCGAGGCGUGCCCCGUCAACGGCCGCAGCCCCAGCCUGGUGUCCACUCAGCACAGCUCGCCACGCAGCGACGCCCCCUCGGCUCCGCCUCUGGUCACCGUGGCGACGGCGUGCGCUCACCAGGACGCGGUGCAGACCAGCGACGUGGUCAUCCAUCGCAAAGACAACGAGGGCUUCGGCUUCGUCAUCAUCAGCUCCCUCAACAGGCCCGAGAACGCCGCCGUCAUCACUGUGCCCCACAAAAUCGGGCGUAUAAUCGAGGGCAGCCCUGCAGACAGGUGUGGCAAGUUGAAGGUGGGCGACCGCAUCCUGGCGGUGAACGGACAGUCCAUCAUCAGCAUGCCUCACGCCGACAUCGUCAAGCUCAUCAAAGACGCCGGCCUCACCGUCACGCUGCACAUCAUCCCGGAGGAAGGGUCCCAGUCUGGGCCCGGCUCCGAGAAGCAGAGUCCCAUGACCCAGAAACACGGCGCCCAGCCCAACGCCGCAGCCCUGAGCGGGCAGGCGGCGCCUCAGAUGUCACUUCAGCCGGGCCAGCAGGCGUCGAGUCAGCCCGCUCAGACGCCGGCUCCCAGCAGUCAGAUCCUGGUUUGUCCUCCCGCACCGGCGCCAUCGCACCCCACAGCGGCGGUCACGCAGCAGAGCCCCGUGGCACAUCCCUCUGGACCUCUGCCACCACUCUAUCUCCACGACGGCAGGUCAGAGGUUAAAGCGAGACAGGAUGUCAAACCUGACUUCCGCCAUCCUCCGUUCACUGAUUACAGGCAACCCCCGGUAGACUACCGUCACCCGCCGGUGACCGACUACCGUCAACCCCCGACGUUGGACUACCGGCACCCGCCAGGCCUGCUGGACUUCAGGCAGCACCCUGCCGCCUCGCAGUUCCCCCUCAGCAUCACGGCGGACUUUAGACCGCAGGACUUUGACUACUUCACGGUGGAGCUGGAGAAAAGCUCCAAGGGCUUCGGUUUCAGCAUCCGAGGCGGCAGAGAGUACAAGAUGGAUCUGUUUGUGUUACGCCUCGCAGAGGACGGCCCCGCCAUUCGCAACGGGAGGAUGAGGGUGGGGGAUCAGAUCAUCGAGAUAAACGGGGACAGCACGCGGGACAUGACUCACGCCCGCGCCAUCGAGCUCAUCAAGGCCGGGGGCAGGCGGGUCAGACUGCUGCUAAAAAGAGGCACGGGACAAGUUCCGGAAUACGGAAUGGUACCUUCCAACCUGUCCAUGUGCAUGAAAGACUGUGUCGGCCCCUGGGAUGCCCUUUCUACAAUCCACUCUACCCUGCAGGAAGUGACCCUGGAAGCCCACCAGAGUCCAUUGCCUUCAUCCCAUCCGGCCGCAUCCCUGGAUUCCCCUCAUCAGCUCCCUCAAGAGGCCAAAGCGUGCAUGACGGCGGACACAAGCCCGCCAGUGACAGACCACGGCUCCUCGGCUCGAGGGGCCGCAGGUGGCAGGUCCACCCAGCAGAAGUGCAGCGUCAGGGGGUCCGCGGAGGCGGACAGGCCGCCCCGGGCUUUGGGGAGGCCCGCUGACGCACGGGAGCGCCAGUGCUCGCCGUGCUGCGACAGGAAGGCCACCAACACCCAGACGGCGGGCACUCUCUGGCCGUGGGACCCUUACGUGAGCCUCACUUCCAACGGCGCCUCUCUGGCGGGCGGAGACGCGCACCCGAGCCUCCAGGAGAGGCUGCCGACCAGAGGCCUUCGCCCCAGAGAGGAGGAGCGCUCCGGGGGCCACCUGGGGCUCUGCUGUCCCUCUAAAAGCGGAGGAGAACCGCCGGCGAGGAGCGCGGGGUCUUGGAACAUGCCUGGGCCGGAUAAGCUGCCGGGCACCCUGAGGUCCUGGACCUCCACUGUCAGCAGGUAGAAAGGAUCCUCGGGACAAAAUCCUCUCCAUUCCUCUCCUCAUUAGUUCCUUCAUUUUACCAGAUGAUUCUGACACCCACCACCUUAAAGACCACCCUGAUGGAGAGCAGACUUGUGGUGGACAUGCCUCUGAGUAAAUACCGUCCAAGUCAACAAUAUGUACAUGUGCUGUUUUGUCCUUCAAACAAGAAGAGGAGAACCAACAAAAAAACAAAAAAAACAGUUCUCAACCUGGGCCUCGACUACAUAUCAAAACCACGUCACCAAAACGGUGACCCCCCCCAUGGAGGUUUUGUGCAUGACACUCGCAAAACAAGGACCACUUCCUUCGCCCUUGUUUUCCCUAUGAAAGUGAACACACACCUCUAGAGUUAUGUACACAACUCAAUCAUAACCAUGCAGUCAUUAUUAUUAUUAUAAACCUGUUGUAUUCAUUUAAAGUAGGAGGGGGGGAAGCAUCGUCCAAGUCUAUAUUGCCCUUUUUUUUAACCUGUGCUAUGUGUACCACAUCACUGUGCACAUAGCAGGAAGUGCGAGGGAAGAGUGUGGACGGGGCAGGGCGGGGCGGGAGUGCCUUACACUAAACUCCUCUGAUGGCGACACAUAUCAGACGUCACAUGUCAAGUGUUGUAGCGUGACCGUCAAGAACCGGCGGGACAUUCUGCGCCAGGCGGAACCUCCGAGGUGGGACGAGUGUAACGUUGACGUUAAAGAGUCGUUAAUUGGUUCCAGGUCUGACCCUAGGUAAAUUAAUUUCCGCAAAGUAGUACUAAUAGUAUAUAGUAAUAAUAAGAAGG
This is a messenger RNA of Entelurus aequoreus (snake pipefish), 5691 nucleotides long. Its product is annotated as membrane-associated guanylate kinase, WW and PDZ domain-containing protein 2-like. Bases 381 to 4895 code for a protein of 1504 amino acids. The record is from RefSeq and is a predicted model, not a curated record. Lineage: Eukaryota; Metazoa; Chordata; Actinopteri; Syngnathiformes; Syngnathidae. Gene Ontology annotation, biological process: receptor clustering; signal transduction. Gene Ontology annotation, molecular function: SMAD binding; type II activin receptor binding; beta-1 adrenergic receptor binding. The transcript has 23 exons. Gene Ontology annotation, cellular component: dendrite; cytoplasm.